Molecule: messenger RNA, 1308 nt
Organism: Malurus melanocephalus (red-backed fairy wren)
Lineage: Eukaryota; Metazoa; Chordata; Aves; Passeriformes; Maluridae
Gene: C8A
Product: complement C8 alpha chain
Exons: 4
Coding region: 80-682 (200 amino acids)
Biological process (GO): immune response
Cellular component (GO): membrane attack complex
Source: RefSeq, a predicted model, not a curated record
GGCUGCUUUCUGCUUUGCAGGUGUCACCUCUGAGGAGGUAAGCAGCUGCCUUGGGCUGUCCAUUGGCGUUUCAUUCAGCAUGAGGCAGCUGGGGCUGGGUGUCUCUACCUCAACCUCGGACUGCAAACAGGGAGGGUUCCUGAAAACAGAUCCUGAGAGCCACAGCGCAAUUGUGGAAGACAUUAUUCCCCGGAUUAAAGGGGGAGACACCAGCUACAGCGAAGGGCUCCUGAACAGCUGGGAUGGCAAAAUGUACCGUCAGUGGGGAAGGUCGUUAAAAUAUAAUCCUGCUGUUAUUGAUUUCCAGCUGGAGCCCAUCCAUGAAAUCCUCCGCAGGAGCGACCUCGCCCACAUGGAAACCAAACGGCAGCACCUGAAGCGAGCCCUGGAUGAAUUCCUGGAAGAAUUCAACUCCUGUCGCUGUGGAGGGUGCCUGAAUAAUGGGGAGCCCAUGCUGGUGGGGGACAUCUGCUCCUGCCAGUGCCGUCCUGGCUACAGGGGCCCCGCCUGCGAGCAGACUCAGCGCCCAGCUGCUGAGAUGGACGGGCACUGGAGCUGCUGGUCGGGCUGGUCCCCGUGCCAGGCGGGGACAUCGCGGCGCAGCCGGGAGUGCUCCAACCCGGCCCCACAGAACGGGGGACAGCCCUGUGCUGGGAGGAACGUCCAGACCAGAGCCUGCUGAAACCCCAAAGUGCCUGGAGAAGGGUGGUUUGGAACCUGGGCUGGGCUAUAAAUACUCCAGGUAUGCAAUGGAAUCACCACCGGGAGAAAUAAUUGAGUGGUGGUGAUGCGUUUCUGUACGUGCCAGAUUUGCUGUGUAAAAUCUGAGUGACUGCUCCGGUGGUUUUGGGAUAGAAGCCACAUCAGAUGGGGUGGGAGCCCCACUAGUGCCCAGCACCACUGCUGCAGCACAAGGGAUGACAGGGAAUCCACCCAAAGGAGGUGCCUUUUCUGCUGGGUGACCACAGGGCUGCAGCCAGUCAUAAAAAAAAAAAAAAAAUUUAUUUUAUUUGAAUGAAAUAAAUUCACUGCGAGUGUUUACACAACUGAGCCUGACUCUCGGGAAGUUUAUGGAUUUCCCUUUGGGAAACACACGGAAAGCUCACGAUCUUUGCGUUCCCGUGCAGUUGGUAUUGACAUAUGUACCACGAAACUUUUGUGAGUUGGCACUGUCAGAUUUGUGAGUCCAGCAUAUUGGCCAGGGCUGCAUUUGCAGCAAAGCCAUAUGCUGCUCUGCGUGGAGAAAGCCUUCAGCCCAAAGAUGCCGAAGCAUCUUCGCAAAAUGUGAGCCCAAAGCCCCGAGGAAUU